AUGGAAAACGGAACGUUCAGAUACCAAAUUCUCCGGGUCGAAGGAUUGCGGCUCACACGUUACUCCGCUUACCCGGUCUUUGUUCUUCUUCUCUUAAUCUACGUCUUCAUUAUGGUCUCGAACGUCGGCAUUGUCUCGAUGAUCGCGAUGGAGAAAGCUCUUCACAAACCGAUGUACUUUCUUUUCUCUAACCUCCCUGUAAGCGAUGCGCUCAAUGCUUCCGUUGUACUUCCUGGUUUACUCAAAGACAUCAUGACCGAAUCGGACCGGUACAUCGGCUACGUUGCUUGUGUGAUCCAAGCCUUUGGGGUUCACUCGUUGAGCACGAGCGCACACACGAUAUUAAUAGUCAUGGCAUAUGACAGGUACGUGGCCAUAUGUGACCCGUUACAAUACCACACCAUAAUGACCAACCAGAUGGUCGUAAAGCUCUCUGUAAUCGCCUGGUUCAGUGCUACGCUGCCUGUAAUUGUGAUCCUGGGCCUCACCGUAAAGCUCUCGCAUUGCACUUCAAAGAUAGUCAAUCCAUACUGCGACAAUCCUUCGCUGUUCAAACUUUCCUGCGAGGAUCUGUCUUUGAAUCAGAUUGUCGGCUUAUUUAUGUCCGCCGUGUUUUUGAUCAUCUCCUUAUCGUUCAUUGGCGUGACUUAUCUGAAAAUUGCGCUCGUCUGUCUGAAAAACCGAAACAGCACCCUGAAGAGCAAGGCUGUGAAAACGUGCAGCACCCAUCUGAUCGUGUAUCUGGUUCACUUCGGAUGCAGCUGUACGGUCAUUAUUUUGCACCGCUUCUCUUCUCAUGAGGAACUUCGGAAUUUGGCUAGCAUCUUGAUUUACGUCAUUCCUCCAAGCCUCAACCCAGUCGUCUACGGCCUUCAAACCAAAGAAAUCAGACGGUGGCUCGAGCAGAUGUUCCUCAGAAGAAAAGCGAUUCCAGGAUGA
Molecule: messenger RNA, 939 nt
Organism: Silurus meridionalis
Lineage: Eukaryota; Metazoa; Chordata; Actinopteri; Siluriformes; Siluridae
Product: olfactory receptor 4E1-like
Exons: 1
Coding region: 1-939 (312 amino acids)
Biological process (GO): G protein-coupled receptor signaling pathway
Cellular component (GO): membrane
Molecular function (GO): olfactory receptor activity; G protein-coupled receptor activity
Source: RefSeq, a predicted model, not a curated record